Molecule: messenger RNA, 2883 nt
Organism: Lemur catta (Ring-tailed lemur)
Lineage: Eukaryota; Metazoa; Chordata; Mammalia; Primates; Lemuridae
Gene: TMEM267
Product: transmembrane protein 267
Exons: 3
Coding region: 472-1119 (215 amino acids)
Source: RefSeq, a predicted model, not a curated record
ACAGCUGAGCGCUGCGAGGGGCGGGAGAGGACGCACUGUACGUCGUGCAACUGCGUCCUGAGGUGGCUGGCUGGAAACGGGGACCACCUGAAUCCGAUGUCCGAUGCCCGGGUUGCGGGCGGGGAGGGCACGCUGGAAGGGCAGGACGCGGGAGUCGGAGCGCGGGAGCCGUGGGUGACUUGUGGGCUGGCGCGGUCCAGCGGCCCCCGGGUCUGCGAGGCGCCCUGGCGCCGUCCCCCGCCUCCGCCUUCCUUCCGGAGCCCCCUGAUUCCCAGCUCCCGCCCAGGCUUCGCGCCCCUGGCGUUUCCCUCGGCAGGGCAGGGUGCCGAGGGUCGGGCCCGAGGAGCCCAUUGCCACCCCUAACAGAUAGGAGUCCUUCGCCCCGGAUGCCUAGAGGCUGGACUGCUGGUACUGGGAAUGUAAACAAGAACAGACUAUUCAUUCCUGAUGGCUUUUAGUAUGUACUGAGAUAUGGCAUCUGAGACUGAGAAAACCCAUGCUUUACUCCAGUCUUGUAGCACUGAAUCCCUCGUUUCCAGCCUUGGUCUGGGGAUAUUUUGCCUUGUAGCUGACAGACUCCUUCAGUUUUCCACAGUUCAGCAGAAUGACUGGCUUCGCGCCUUCUCAGAUAAUGCAGUACAUUGUGUGAUUGGCAUGUGGUCAUGGGCAGUAGUCAUUGGAAUCAAGAAGAAGACUGACUUUGGAGAAAUCAUUUUAGCUGGAUUUUUAGCCUCUGUUAUUGAUGUAGACCACUUUUUUCUAGCUGGAUCCCUGUCUUUGAAGGCUGUUUUGACACUUCCACGAAGACCUUUCCUUCACUGUUCUACUGUGAUACCCAUCGUGGUUCUGACCCUGAAAUUGACUAUGCACCUUUUCAAGCUCAAAGACUCAUGGUGCUUUCUUCCCUGGAUGUUGUUUAUAUCCUGGACCUCACACCAUAUCAGAGAUGGGAUUCGUCAUGGCUUAUGGAUAUGCCCAUUUGGAAAAACUUCUCCUUUGCCUUUCUGGCUUUAUGUAAUAAUCACGUCAUCUUUACCUCACAUCUGUUCAUUUGUUAUGUAUUUAACAGGGACCAGACAAAUGAUGUCUUCAAAACAUGGAAUUCAUAUAGAUGUCUGAGGUGACCAUGUGGCAGUCUUGGAGAAGCAAAUGGUUUAGAUGAUGAUAAUUUAGGGUAGCCAACAGUAAGCGAAUUUUAAAAAACAUAGGUAUUAAUAUUGUUUAAUUACUUAAUAUUAUAAUUCCUCUUCUUCAGAAGGCCUGUACAAGUUUUUAAAAAAUUAUAUUUGUUAUAAUUCUCUUGUCUAUGACACUCUAGUGCAAUAUUAGAGUUUCAUUUAUUCCAUGAUAUAUUUUUAUUGUUUCUUCUGUUUAUUGAUUUUUAUUUUUAUUUUUUAUUGCAGCAUAUUAUAGGGGUACGAAUGUUUAGGUUACAUUGCUGCUUCUGUUUUUCUGGCUUUACUAGUACUUUUAGAUUGACAUCCAAUUCAUUUUCUGGAGGUACACCUUUAAUUUAGUCCAUUUCCUGAUGAAAAACAGCUCAAAUUUAGGGUAACUAAUUUAUAGGAAGUUAGCAUUAUAUUUGGGUCCAUACUUUCUUGAGAUAUUGAAACAGUGAGAUAGCCAAAAUAAAUAAUAUCGUGAAUAAGAUGUACAGUGAACACUAACAUGUAUUUAUUUCAUAUAUGUUGACCUUGACUGAAAUUUAAUUUAAAAAGUGUUUUAUGAGUUAGAAUGACUGGCAAAAUCUGCUUCAAAUAUUAUCUUAUCAUUAUAAUAUCCUUAAAAGACAGUAGCUAACGUUAUAUCUAGGUUGUUAUUUCAGAAAUAAAUUUAGGAAAUAAUUUUUUUAAGCUGCCUUUGAAAAAAGCAAGGAACUAAUUAUUAAAACAUGUUGGCUAUAGUAAUAUUUUGCUGAAGUAGUAUUUUUUAGUAUCCUUAACCAAGAAUCUCAUGUUAGUGUUUGUUUUGAAAAACAUAACUUAAUUUAACAAAAUAUUUGUUAAAAAAUAACAUUAACAAAAUAUUGAUACUUACAUCAUAACCAUAGCAUUUGAAUUCACACACAAAAAAGUAAUGACCAGUAAUUUCACUUCUAAAGUAAAUUCCUGAGUGUGCCAUCAUGCUUUUGUUGCUAUCAGUCUGUUUAUAUACCAUUCUAAAAUAUUGUACUAAUUAAAUAAUUUUUAAAAAUCUGCCUGAUACUGAGAGACAAAACAUUUUUUUCAAAAUAAAGUAGUUUUAGGAACUACUUAUCCUUUUCCUUUGUUCUUUCAGGUUGAUCUUCUGUUAAAAUGGUUAACUUUUAUUAGAGAAGAAAAAUUUAGUUGCUAUACAUUUCACAUGUGCAGUUUCAUGUUACUUUGAUGCUAAAGUCAGUACUCCAAAGGUACCUGCUAUUCUUUGUGGCAUAUGUGCUAUCCGUUGUCUUCAGAUUUUCUUCCAGAUUUGUGAUUUAUAAUGCAAGUGACUGUGUGCCUUAUUCUCUGAGAAACCAUGGAUGAUUCAUAAAGCAAUGCCUUAUCUACAGCAGAUUUUCUUACAUCUUAAGUUAAACAGAGUUCUAUAAAUUGUUAUGAAGGUUCAAGCUCUUCAGAGAAGUAACUUUUUUCCUGUUAACAAAUUGGUUGCAAUCUAUUAUAUUUUACAGUUGAUUAAAUGUUAAAAUCUAUUAUUUAUUGUCUUUCAAAAGUAAUUAUUAUAUAAAUUUGGUUAGUAUAAUGGUAAAUGUUAUAUAGUGGGGGUAAAUUUGAUUACAGAUAUUUUUAAAAUUUAUAUUUAAACUCAUUGUUUUGGGCUUUAUGGAGAUUUUUUAAAAAGCAUCUGAGUUCAGAAACCUGUGGAAAUAAAGUCUAUUAUCUUGUGUAACACUUUGUGACUAAA